CUCUCUCUCUCUCUCUCUCAUCAAUUUUUUUUAUAUAGUUUUAAUUUUUCAUUCUUUCCUCAUAUCUUCGAAAUAAUAAAAUUUGUGUUUUCCAUUCUCUCUGCUGCUUCUGUUUGGGAUCCUGCGAAGAUCGGAUCGAGCGCUCUCUCUCGCUCUCACAGGUGUUUGAUGGACUUUGACGGCUUGGGGGGAGAGGGAGGGCGGAGCCGUCGACUGUGAUCGGAGCAAUCUCUGCUGAUUAGGUUAAAAAUCGAAGGUAAAAGAUAAAGUUUGGUUAAAUUUGGUUAAAAUAAUGUCGUCGUCCUCAAUGUCGUCGUCUUCAAACUCUCCGUGCGCAGCGUGCAAAUUUCUACGGCGGAAGUGCACGCCGGAGUGCGUCUUCGCGCCUUACUUCCCACCUGACAACCCCCAAAGGUUUGCCAACGUCCACAAGGUCUUCGGCGCCAGCAAUGUCGCCAAGAUCCUCAACGAGCUCAGCGCUUCUCAGCGCGAUGACGCCGUCAACUCCCUGGCCUACGAGGCGGAGGCCCGCCUCCGGGACCCUGUCUAUGGCUGCGUCGGACUCAUCUCCCUCCUCCAGCAGCGGCUGAAGCAAGUCCAGGCGGACCUUUUCAAUGCCAAAAAGGAGCUCGCAACUUACAUAGGCCCACAAGCUAUGCUCUCCAUUCUCCAGCCGCCGACUUACAUGGCUCAGCAGCUCCAAGGAAACGCUUCUUCCUCGGCCGGUCCGCCGUACAGCAUGUCUCCGAUGAUGGGCAUUCCGACUGCGGCUGCUUCCGGUCAGCUGAUGGUUCGAGAUCCCCAGCAGCAGCAACAGCAUCAACAGAUUUUCGAGGCGCAGCAGUUGGCGGCGGCCGUGGCGGCGAGGGAGCAGCAGGAGAUGUUCAGGAGUUUUGAUCAGAGUAAACAGGCAAUGCAGCAGCAGGCGCAGGACCAUUUGAGCGGGUUCACUCAGAUGGCGGGAGCGGUGGGCAACGCUGUUUUGCCGUCUUUGGCUCUUGGGUUUGAUAGCGGUCCGUACCACCAGAUUCAGCCGCAGCACCCUCACCAUAAUCACCGCCACCAGCUGCAGCUUCAGGCUCAGCUGUUGCUCCAAACCCAACAGCCGCAAGGGCAUCAUCAGGCUCAGCAAUCCCAGCAACCCCAGCUGCAGGCAAAACCCGUUCCGGGCGAGGAAGGUGGUGGUAGGAGUGUGGGUCCCUCUUGUUGAUGGGUUUUUCCUCAGCUCUUCCCUGCCUUCCCCUCUUUUUCAUUCAACUAAUUUUCAUUCUAGUUCAUAUCGUCUGCAUACAACUGGAGAUCUAGAGAGAGAGAGAGAGAGAGAGAGAGAGAGAGAGAGAUAUCAUUUUUGAGUUUUGAGGAAGGAGAGAGACUACUUUUCAUUGCAGAGUAGAGACAUUUCGAAAAGUAGUAGGGAUCUGCAGUGAUAUGUUGGGGAGUACAGUUUUUAUCCUUUUAAUUAGUAGUGAUCGAGGACAAUACUCAUCCCCUUUCUUUUUUCUUUUCAAACAUGUAAAUUUGAACCCCUGGAAUUAUCUAUUGCCCUUUUCUCGUU
Messenger RNA from Pyrus x bretschneideri (Chinese white pear), 1555 nucleotides. Its product is annotated as LOB domain-containing protein 36. Bases 293 to 1210 code for a protein of 305 amino acids. Lineage: Eukaryota; Viridiplantae; Streptophyta; Magnoliopsida; Rosales; Rosaceae. The record is from RefSeq and is a predicted model, not a curated record. The transcript is spliced from 4 exons.